Molecule: messenger RNA, 436 nt
Organism: Lobosporangium transversale
Lineage: Eukaryota; Fungi; Mortierellomycota; Mortierellomycetes; Mortierellales; Mortierellaceae
Exons: 2
Coding region: 48-422 (124 amino acids)
Source: RefSeq, a predicted model, not a curated record
GAGUAACCCGAGGACGUGGAUUGUGCGUAUGUUUUGAAUGAGUUGAAAUGAAUCAAAGAUCUGUAACAUCAGCUUUCUCAUUGUCCAUUCGCCUCUUGGUUGGUCCCUUCCUUCUCGCCUUUUUCUUUUUUCUCUCCACUCGACCUAAUUUUCCUUCCUUGGGCCUGCUUUCUUUUCUUCCUUCUCUCUUUUUCUCAUUUGUUCUUUCUUCUUUUCCUUUCUUCCUUCGCCUUCUCCCUACUCCUGUUGCCUCUCAACCCAACUGGUAUCCCUAUCGAUCUCCAGGUAAAAAAAACUUUUACUUAGCUUGCUCUAGAUGGCUCUCACUCGUAUGCUCAAUGACUAGUAUCUGCUAUACCAUAGAAUAUAAAAACACACAAUCAGCAUCACAUCAUGCCAACUCAUUCAUUCCCAGUACUUAACCAGCAAUUCAUUG